Messenger RNA from Nerophis lumbriciformis (worm pipefish), 2553 nucleotides. It is a transcript of the gene hoxa11a, whose product is annotated as homeobox A11a. Gene Ontology annotation, cellular component: nucleus. Gene Ontology annotation, biological process: regulation of transcription by RNA polymerase II; anatomical structure development. The record is from RefSeq and is a predicted model, not a curated record. Gene Ontology annotation, molecular function: DNA-binding transcription factor activity, RNA polymerase II-specific; RNA polymerase II cis-regulatory region sequence-specific DNA binding. Lineage: Eukaryota; Metazoa; Chordata; Actinopteri; Syngnathiformes; Syngnathidae.
ACAAACCAUUAAAAAGUCUUGGAUUAAAUUACGCAUGCCUUUAAAAAGAUCACCCUAAAACUUCUGCAACUUUUUUUUUUCCUUUUACGGACUCGGGAGGAAAAGUACAAAAACAUCUGGGAGCCGUUUUUGAUAUAUUUGGGGAAAUAUUUCCAGCAAAAAAAAAAAACCCUCCGAGGACGCGUGCGUAAAAGUGGAGCGUGCUGCGAGAAAUGGAGCGGUUUAUUCCUGCGUGUUACGAUGAAGACAAACACGUCCAGAAAUACACCGCGCGCGUUUCCUAUAUGAAAUAUAAGUGGACACUUUUUUUCACCUUCACUUGAAACAUCAGCCGCUAUUUUGAACAUGACCCUGAUAAGAAGACGCGCCAAAACGCAGCAAACGCUGAUGACUAAAAGCAGACUUUAUUGUUCUUCCAUUGCAAAAAAAAAAAAAAGUGAAAUAUUACGUGGAAUAAAUGAGUGACAAUGUGGUGUAAAUUGUGUGAUCUCCACAAAAUCCUGAUUGAGUGAUGGCGCGGUUGCAAUUUCAAGGAAUUCAUUCCGAGUCCAACAUGGCGAUAAACUACCAAUGUCAAGCCUAUAACGCGCGCGCGCACAUACUUGCACGCGCGCGCGCGCACACACUGGUUGAAAAUCUGUCAAUUUUCUGCCGCGUGGUCACGUGACCCCCGCCUCCGUGGAGUGGAUGGAGAUGGCUCUCCCACGUCAGCUUUACGUCUCCAAAUGUCUGCCUGGCGGACUUGCUUCCAAGAGGCGAAGACGCGCGGCGCUGCAGAGCCAUGCUCCCGGCGGCUGUAGAGCAACCGGAGCCGUGACCGAGGCAAAACCGCCGUGAUGGAUUUCGACGAGAGGGUCCCGGUGGGCUCGAACAUGUACCUCCCCAGCUGCACCUACUACGUGUCGGCGGGCACCGAUUUCUCCGCGCUGCCUUCCUUUUUAUCCCAGAGUCCGUCCGCCCGGCCGGUGACGUACUCGUACUCGUCGAACCUCCCGCAGGUCCAGCCUGUCAGAGAGGUGACGUUCAGGGAGUACGCGGCCAUAGACGCGUCAAGCAAAUGGCCGCACCGGGGCAAUUUGUCGCAGUGCUACCCGGGCGCGGAGGACAUGGUGCACCGGGACUGUCUCUCGGCGCAGACCGCCGACAUGUUCGGCAAAGGCGCCCCGGCCGGCGCGUACCACCACCACCACCACCACCACCACGCCGCCGCCGCCGGCUCCUCCAAUUUCUACGGCAACGUGGGUCGCAACGGCGUCCUGCCGCAAGCCUUCGACCAGUUUUACGAGACGGCGUACGGCGCCGCGUCGGAGAGCCCCGCCGCCGCGCACGCUCCGCACGGCUACGCCGGCGACAAAACGCCCGGCAAGCAGCCCGGUUCGGCCGCGCAAGAGGCGGCGUCGUGCCGGGACUCCGAAGCCAAGGAUCCCCGGGAGGACACGAGCAGCCCCGAGCUGUCUUCCGGCAACAAUGAAGAGAAAUCCUGCAGCAGCGGCAGCAGCAACGGACAGAGGACCCGAAAGAAAAGAUGUCCGUACUCCAAAUAUCAAAUCAGAGAACUGGAGAGAGAGUUCUUCUUCAGCGUCUACAUCAACAAGGAGAAACGUCUGCAGUUGUCGCGGAUGCUCAACCUCACCGACCGCCAAGUGAAGAUCUGGUUCCAGAACCGUCGCAUGAAGGAGAAGAAGCUGAACAGAGACCGAUUGCAAUACUACACAUCCAACCCUCUGCUCUAAUGCCUGGUGCAGGUCAGACAUGGGACUGUUGUUGUUGUUGUUGUUGUUGCUGCACCACAAUGGCUGCCACAGGAGCACUAAAAGACAAGCGUGGUUAAUUUCAAGUUCUCAGACACCUAAAUGGCCAGCUUGAAUGGAGACUUUGCUUCAAUGGACUUUUUAUUGUACUAUUCAGGCUCUUUUUUGUGUGAGAAGAAAAGCCACCGCCGUAUACGCAAUAUUGUGAUUCACGCUUUUUUUUUUUAAACUGACUGAAAUAUUGUAUUUUGUUAUCAAAAAAUGUUGUCAAAUCACGUUAAUAAGUGAAUCCUUGCAAACAUUGGAUGCGACCAAAUGACGUGUCGGGGCAAAUGAGAUUGUUUCAUGUUUUAUUGUGCGUGUGUGUGUGUGUGUGUGUGUGUGUGUAUUUAUUUUGUACCUUUUCAUGUCACAGAUUGUUAUAACAAGCAGGUUAACUUUUUCAAUCUUUUUUGACAAUACCCAAACCCACAAUUGCCCUAUUAAACUUAGUUGUACUUUUUUUUAGUCAAUAUACUGCAGGCCUAACCAGACAUAAGCUCGUCCAUACAUGCCCAAACAACCCCCCCCCCCCCCCCCACACACACACACACAGGUGGAAACAUGCGACACGAACACACCGCGCUCAUUUCUUGUGCUUUGUACUUCCAUGGCUGGUGCAGCCUGAAUAUUGAAAUAAAGACAUCAAGUAAAAGAUAUUUCAUGUAGCUUCAGGGCGAAAAGCUGGUCAGGGUCAACGCAUCGAAUCCCCUGCUUGUUAUACCCCCAAACAAUUGUGUAUCAUACUAUAUUUCCAAAUAAA